UACUGCCACGAUGGCAUACCUCACAAGACAAAAAUCCCAAGGAAGCCAGAAGGCGUGGGUGCCGAACUAAAAGCUAUCGCUGAUGGUGAUUCGGGUGUGCUGUUGGGGUUAGAUUUGAUGGAGGGAGCCGAGCGUCAACGCCAGAAGCCAUACCACGCGUUGUUUGGUGAGGGUUCAGCGAUUGUUCUGCGGUUUUCUGAAGUUUAUAAAGGUAGCGGGCGCACCGUUGUUGCAGACAGCGCUUUUGCUUCGGUUAAUACCCUUGUGCAACUUGAAAAUCUUUGCGGUCUUUACUUUAUGGGAAUGGUCAAAACAGCGUCUCGCGAGUAUCCAAAAAAGUAUAUGACAGAG
Molecule: messenger RNA, 351 nt
Organism: Phytophthora sojae
Lineage: Eukaryota; Oomycota; Peronosporomycetes; Peronosporales; Peronosporaceae
Exons: 1
Source: RefSeq, a predicted model, not a curated record